Molecule: messenger RNA, 2957 nt
Organism: Spinacia oleracea (spinach)
Lineage: Eukaryota; Viridiplantae; Streptophyta; Magnoliopsida; Caryophyllales; Amaranthaceae
Product: protein VAC14 homolog
Exons: 20
Coding region: 353-2527 (724 amino acids)
Biological process (GO): phosphatidylinositol biosynthetic process
Cellular component (GO): PAS complex; endosome membrane
Source: RefSeq, a predicted model, not a curated record
GAGGAUUACGAAGAGAAAAGAAAAAACUGCCUAAAGAUUAAAAUUGGUGAAGAAAAAAAGGGGAGGGGGUGGGUGUUUAAAUUUUGUUAGAUCUGUGGUUGAAUUUUGGUAACCGGAAAAAUACUUGCCAGUAUUUCUUCUUAGUCGAAAUUUGCCAUAAAUGAAUUCUUCGAUCCGACCGAGAAAAACCCUAAAUUUUCAGCUCCUCAACAAAAUCUACCAUGCUGUUGCUUGAACAAAAGAGAAUCAAUUGACCACAGAACAAUAUUUAAUCAUCACUUUGAUUUUAUUGAUUGAUAGAUUGUUUGUUAAUUGCUCUGUGCAUUCUGCGAUUUCUCAAAAGGCUUCUUCAAUGGCGGAUGCACUUUCGAUAAUUCCGGCCGGUGUGCUUCGUAAUCUUGCCGAUAAGUUGUACGAGAAGCGGAAAAAUGCUGCUCUUGAGGUUGAAGGGAUUGUGAAGCAAUUGGCUACGGCUGCAGAUCGUGAGAAAAUAAGUGCUGUGAUAAAUUUGUUGACUGAGGAAUUUACCUAUUCACCGCAGGCUAAUCAUCGAAAGGGUGGAUUGAUUGGAUUAGCUGCGGCAACUGUUGGUUUGACCACUGAGGCUGCUCAGCAUCUUGAGCAAAUUGUACCGCCUGUGCUCCAUUCCUUUUCUGAUCAAGAUAGUAGAGUUCGUUAUUAUGCAUGCGAAGCAUUAUACAACAUUGCAAAGGUUGUAAGAGGGGAUUUCAUUGUGUUUUUCAACCAGAUAUUUGAUGCUUUGUGCAAGCUAUCUGCAGAUUCUGAUGCUAAUGUGCAGAGUGCUGCUCAUCUCUUAGAUCGGCUUGUGAAGGAUAUUGUGACAGAAAGUGAUCAAUUCAGCAUUGAAGAAUUCAUACCAUUGCUGAGGGAGCGCAUGAAUGUAUUAAAUCCCUUUGUUCGACAAUUCCUGGUUGGAUGGAUAACUGUCUUGGACAGUGUUCCUGAUAUUGAUAUGCUGGGAUUUCUUCCUGAUUUCCUUGACGGAUUGUUUAAUAUGUUAAGCGAUUCUAGCCAUGAAAUACGACAACAAGCAGACUCAGCAUUAUCAGAGUUUCUCCUAGAGAUCAAGAACUCUCCAUCGGUAGACUAUGGUCGAAUGGCUGAAAUUUUGGUUCAAAGGGCGUGUGCUGCUGAUGCAUUUACUCGUCAGACUGCCAUCACCUGGAUAAAUGAAUUUGUGAAAUUAGGUGGGGAUCAGCUCGUUCCAUAUUAUGCUGACAUUCUGGGAGCAAUAUUGCCAUGUAUUUCAGACAAAGAGGAGAAGAUUAGAAAUGUGGCUCGAGAAACCAAUGAAGAACUUCGCUCCUUCAAGGCAGCUCCAGGUGAAGGAUUUGACGUAGGAGCAAUCCUUGCUGUUGCAAAGAGUCAUUUGUCUAGUGAAUGGGAAGGCACUCGUAUUGAAGCACUGCACUGGAUUUCAGCUCUUUUGCGUAAGCAUCGUAGUGAGGUUUUAUCGUUUCUAAGUGAUAUAGUUGACACGCUUCUCAAAGCACACUCUGAUUCUUCAGACGAGGUAGUGCUCUUGGUGCUUGAGGUGCAUGCAUGCAUAGCCCAAGACACCAAGCACUUCCACAAUCUUCUGGUUCAUUUGCUUCAGAACUUUCAGAAAGAUAAUUCUCUUUUAGAAAAACGGGGUGCGUUGAUAAUUCGGCGGCUCUGUGUACUCCUUGGUGCUCAAACUGUGUAUCGUGAGCUUUCCGUUAUUCUCCAGAAGGAACCUGAUCUUGAUUUUGCUUCUAUCAUGGUUCAGGCAUUAAAUUUAAUUUUACUCACAUCUUCUGAGUUAUCGGAACUGCGGGAGCUACUGAAGAAAUCUCUUGUCAACAGUGCUGGGAAAGACUUGUUUCAUGCCUUAUAUGCUUCCUGGUGCCAUUCUCCAAUGGCAAUCAUUAGUUUGUGCUUAUUAGCUCAGACAUACCAGCAUGCCAGCACUGUCAUACAGUCUCUGGUUGAAGAGGAUAUCAACAUUAAAUUUUUAGUCCAGCUUGACAAGUUGAUUCGGUUACUCGAGACUCCAACUUUUGCAUAUCUGAGAUUGCAGCUUCUGGAGCCUGGAAGAUAUACAUGGUUGUUGAAAGCCCUUUAUGGCCUGCUUAUGUUACUUCCCCAGCAAAGUGCAGCCUUCAAGAUAUUACGUACUCGGUUGAAAACUGUGCCCUCAUACUCUUUUAGCGGUGAGCAACAUCAAAAUAAAUCUCAAGAAACUUCAAACACAGGGGGUCCAAAUCACAUGGAUAGUGGACCAAACUGUACUCAAGAUGGUGUUGCACAGGAUGUGGAGAUUAUGUGCAAUGGCAUUAAUUUUGCUUCGAGACUGCAGCAGUUUCAGAAAAUGCAACAGGAACACCGUGAACAUGCAAAAUCACAAGCACGGUUUAAAAAGGCUUCAGUCUCUUUGUCAAAGGAAACUCUAUCACCUGAAGAAAGCAGGGAGCAAUCAUCCACCACAGACACGAACCAGCCUCCAAAAUCUUUAAGGAAAGGUCCAGGACAGUUGCAAUUGUAAUUAGGUAAUCUCAUUCAAUUCUGGUGUGGCUGCUCGUUCCCUUCGCCUGGAUCUCAUUCAUGGAAGCUGUGAUGGGAUCUUAUAUUAUUUGUAAAAUUGUAUAUUUCCUAGCUUUUUUGUUCUUUUGAUUAGGCAAGAUUUGGUGGUCGGUAGUUUACAUUGAGAGAACCCUGGGGUAAUUAAAACAGAGAUAUCUACUUUUGGUUUCUCUGUUUUACAUUUUUUUUGGGGGGGGGGGGGGGGGGGGGGUUCAAGGAACGACGUUUUGCCCACGUGGUUCUUGUUGUUUUAUUGUACACCACGAGGGAUAGAGGGGCAUAUCUACUUUGCAAAGACCAUUGAUUGUUUAUCUGUUGCAAAAUUAAAAUAAACUGGCAUCUGAUUUGUGUAUAUAUAUAAUACUCGGCCUCAAGAUUGAAUUUAUAGCAUU